Messenger RNA from Eimeria maxima, 543 nucleotides. RefSeq lists its product as hypothetical. The transcript is spliced from 2 exons. Lineage: Eukaryota; Apicomplexa; Conoidasida; Eucoccidiorida; Eimeriidae. The coding region runs from base 1 to 543 and encodes 180 amino acids. The record is from RefSeq and is a predicted model, not a curated record.
AUGAACUUUUCGUUCCAGCAGUGGGACUCUGGGGUUGAUAUGAUGGAUUGGGGCACUGUCAAACGCUUAAUGCUUACUAGAUACUGCGGAGUUUCCGGGGAAAAGAUGACGAGGCACUUAUCAAACAUUAAGUGGCAGGGGAAUGCGGUGGGGUACGCCGCCGAGUUCGCCAAAAUUUUAAGUGCUGGGCUGCCCCUACCCCUCGACCAGCUUGUUAAUAUCUUCUUAGCAAGCUUGCCUGACAUUCCUUGUGGCAAUGCCCAUCACGUUAGGAGUCUUACCCACGGGGAGGAGAAACUUGGAAAGGAGCUGAUACGCGAGAGCAGAACCGUAAUAGAAGAGGCUGCUGACUCUAAGGAGACCGCGCAAGCGGCAGAGGCGAAGCCUGAGGUAGAGACAACUAGGGAUGAAGUAGACGAGAAGCGACGAGGAGAAAACACCAUCUGCAGAAGGAACACAGAAGGAGCGGAAGACCCUGAUAACCCGACUGAUGAUGGUGUCGCGAUGCCAUGUUGGGGAGAGGCUGGUGAGACAGCAGAGUAG